CUGUUCCCUCUGUGUCACACUGAUAUCGUUCCGUCGCUCAGCCUCGCAGUGCAUCACCAUGUUUUCGGGUCUGAGAGAGAAAGUGGGCCAGGUUCUGGUUCCGGGAGAUGAGUUCAGUCUGGAGGUCCAGGAGACCCUCUCUCUCACGGAGCCCCUGAAGCCGGAGAAGGUGCUCCUCGGCCCGGGUCUGAAGAGGAGAGGAGACCGGAAGCUGCUGGUGGUGAAGAGCGGCGUGCUGAGACACAAACAGCCCCACGUGUUCUGGGUGGAAAACCAUCAGAGGAGGUAUGUCCCGGCUAAAGGAGAGACGAUCAUUGGAAUCAUUACGGUCAAAUCCGGAGACGUCUUCAAGCUGGACUUUGGAGGAAGUGAGCAGGCGUCUCUGUCCUACCUGGCUUUUGAGGGAGCGACCAAGAGGAACCGUCCAAAUGUCCAGGUGGGCGACCUGGUGUUUGCUCAGUUCAUUGUAGCCAAUCAGCACAUGGAGCCUGAGCUGGUGUGUGUGGACAGCGCUGGGAGAGCCAAUGGGCUUGGAGUAUUUGGAGCGGGGGGGCUGCUGUUCAGCGUCUCUCUGGGACUCGUCAGGAGGCUGCUCCGCCCCCGCAGUGACGUCCUCUCCGACCUGCAGAAGCUGUUCCCCUGCGAGCUCGUGGUGGGGAUGAACGGCCGUCUGUGGGUGAAGGCGAGCAGCGUCCAGCAGACGCUCAUCAUCUGCAACCUGCUGCAGAGCUGUGAAACCAUGACAACCGCCCAGAGGCAGCAGCUGUUCAGGAGGGCGGCGCAGGGGGCGCUGUAGGGACUACUUUCUGACCGGGUGGGACUACUUUCUGUCCGGGACUGCUUUCUGACCGGGAGGGAAUACUUUCUGACCGGGAAUACUUUCUGACUGGGAGGGACUACUUUCUGACCAGGAGGGACCGCUUUCUGACCGGGAGGGACUACUUUCUGACCGGGAGGGAAUACUUUCUGACCGGGAAUACUUUCUGACUGGGAGGGACUACUUUCUGACCAGGAGGGACUGCUUUCUGACCGGGAGGGAAUACUUUCUGACCGGGAGGGACUACUUUCUGACGUAUUCCUGUCCAGGAUUGUCUGAUGUCGUGUGGAAGAAAAAAGACUGCAAACCCCGGACGGUGUAAAAAAAUUAUAACUUUUUUUAUAAUUCCUGAGUUUUCCACGAGGUGUCGAACUUUUUCUUCGUUUUGGCCUCGGCUCACGGCCAAUCAAACUGCAGACAUUCAUAAACAAACGUUUCUCACACAA
Trematomus bernacchii (emerald rockcod) is the source of this 1263-nucleotide messenger RNA. RefSeq names its product exosome component 3 (gene exosc3). Gene Ontology annotation, molecular function: RNA binding. Gene Ontology annotation, biological process: exonucleolytic trimming to generate mature 3'-end of 5.8S rRNA from tricistronic rRNA transcript (SSU-rRNA, 5.8S rRNA, LSU-rRNA); CUT catabolic process; TRAMP-dependent tRNA surveillance pathway. The record is from RefSeq and is a predicted model, not a curated record. Lineage: Eukaryota; Metazoa; Chordata; Actinopteri; Perciformes; Nototheniidae. Gene Ontology annotation, cellular component: cytoplasmic exosome (RNase complex); nuclear exosome (RNase complex).